UGAUCUCUUGCAGUUUCAGACUCGCAGUCAACCGUGAAGUUUGUCUACGAACUCGAGCAAUCCCGGAUAUGCGAUCAUGAGAUCAGGAUACGAGGAGGCUCAUCGUUCUUUAUUAUUGGAUAGUGCAUUUUAAUUCAGUGCCAUUUUCGAUCAGUUUUAGGAAUUAGAGGAACAUGAUAACAUAUUGUUAUAGAUCAUUAUAUGAUGGUUAAGACUAUUUCACUUUAUUCAAGUUGAGUAUUGAAUAUCAAGAUAAGUUGAAGAUAAUGCAUCACUUGGUACGCAAAUGAUUACUUCUAAUGUUACAAUGAAUCAUGAUAUAUAAUAUUAUUGACAUACUAGAGAUGUUUUUGGGAUGCCUGUAAAUUAGGAAAUUAAUUCAUCGCAAUACCGCAAACUGGUGAACAUCACGCACAAGUACUUUUCGGAACCACAGAGUAUUCCACGAUAAUUGUGAAGCCAUUCGUGAACAUUCGCAGCAAUAACUGUAAUUACGUAAAAUAUCGUAUUUAAGACCAUUAGACUAAAUUGGUAAAUAAGAUAUAAACCACAACUAUACGGAGGCAUGUGUUUAUUUUAUGCAGAUCAAGUGCGUGGAAGUCGCGUACAAAGUCACAUAAAAUACAUGAAUAAUUAAAUUAUACAACCUGUCGUCUGUGUAAAUAAAUCAGUGGUUACUACAUGAAUUGUUACUCAAUUCAGAAUCAAAAUCAUGAUCUAUCAAGCUCCUGCCAUGUCUUCAAUUAAAAAAUCAUCACGUAUUUUACCACGAAAUUUGCAACAAAAUAUAUCCAAUUCUUCGACUUUUGGAGUAAAAGAUAAAUACGGAGCAGAAGCAUCAUCUGAACAAUUACCAGAAAAAUGUAAACUUCGAUGGAGUAGAGAACAUGUGAAAGAGGGUCUGGUUCAUGUUGAAGAAUCUCAGUUUUCAGGAGUCAUCAAAUCAGAACCAAUCUCUGUGCAUUACGAAAUUGAUCCGAAACCUUUUGCUAGCGGUCAAUGGACUAAAGUUUAUCGAUGUCAAUCAAAAUCAACUGGGAUUCAAUAUGCUGCCAAAUAUUCUUCCAAAGCUCGCUUCAAUGUUGACUGCAGUACUGAGCUUCAUCACGAAAUUGCUCUUUUAUCUCUUUGCUCCCAGUCACCACGAGUUGUUCAUCUUCAUGAUGUCUACGAGACUUCAAAGGAAAUUAUUUUAGUAAUGGAAUAUGCUCCUGGAGGAGAUCUACAAACAUUGAUUGACGGAGACUUGGUACCAUUGGAGAGCGAUGUUGUGCAUUUUAUUAAACAGCUGGUGGAAGGACUCGCCUACCUCCACGACAGAAAUAUUGCUCAUUUGGAUAUCAAGCCACAAAAUCUGGUGAUGAUGGGCAGCUUUCCAGAAUGCGACAUCAAACUCUGCGACUUUGAAAUAUCCCGAGUAGUACUGGAAGGAAUGGAAGUGCGAGAAAUUCUGGGAACUCCUGAUUACGUUGCUCCAGAAAUUCUUCACUAUGAACCGAUAACAUUAGCAGCUGAUAUGUGGUCUCUUGGAGUAACUACUUACGUCUUACUAACGGGUUUUUCUCCAUUUGGAGGAGAAACUGAUCAGGAAACGUUUCAAAAUAUUUCUACCGGAGAAGUGGACUUUCCAGAAGAGUUAUUUGAAGAUAUUUCUUCGCAGGCUAAAGAUUUUGUAACAAAGCUUCUCGUGCUUGAUCCCAGUGCACGGAUGUCAGCAAAACAAUGUCUACGUCAUGAAUGGCUACGAGAUACCCCAAACCAAGUAUCUCCCCAUCUGCGAAGAUAUUUAUCUAAGUCGCGAGAAGUGCUAUUAGAGCGUGUUGUAAGUAGAGAAAAUCUACGACGUGCAGCUUUGAUGAGUCAAGCCACCAGCCAGAUUAAUUUAUCUGAAGCAGAGGUUGAAAUGCAUGGACUGACUUGUGGUCUUAGUCAAAGUGAAAUGUGUUUGAAUUACAGUAGAACGGGAAGUCCAAGUAAUUUGACAACCAGCAAAUGUUAUUUAAGUCCCGCAGAUUCACAAGCAAGUCUUAAUUCUUCUCAAACAAAUCUUGCAACAAGUCAAGUGAGUCUAGCUCAUAAUCAAGGUUAUUUGCUAGACAAAGAGCAAACUCAAAGUUUGUUGAAUCAAGUACAAAGUCGGUCUCAAGCCAAUCUUACUAAUAUAACUCGUCGUGGACUUCUUUCAAGAAUACGAAGUCUCAAUCAAAUGCAAUCACAAGGUUCUUUACUUGGUGGAAAAAUUUCUCUACAAAAAGAGUUAAAUCCACUUAUUGGCAGUAGGUCUCAAGAAAAACUAUAUGGCCUCAAAUCACUAUCUAAGUCUCAAGAUGUAUUGAAUAUUUAUAGAAGUCUUGAAUCUAUUAAGAAAUCAAAUACAAAUAAAAGCCAUCAAAAAGACGUUGACAACAUUCCGGCUAUUUUUAAACAAUUAAGAGAAGAACAUGUUUGUACCACCAAACCCAUUGAACGUUGCGAAAGUGCUGCAGAAAUAAUUGGAAGGUAUGCUGAUAGAGAGGAGACUAAAAUUACAAACAAAGAAGAAAUAGACAUAGAAGAAAAAAUGAAACGAAAUUUCAAUUUGGAAAAAAGAGAUCUCUUAAUAAUAAAAAAAGAUAAUAAGUCUCAAAACUCUGAAGAAAAUUUAGACAGUCUCCAAUCAAUAGAAUCGGAUACUUUGACUGAAGAUUCAGAUGAAACUUCAUUAAAUAGCAUAAAAUUAUCAGCAAAACAAUCGUCUUCAAGAAAAUACUCUCAUAGUUCAUCACAUUCAAAUAGUUCUGCCAAUUCUGAUGAUAAAGAUGACAAUGUAGAACUGAAAAAUAGUGAGCCGAAAUAUACUGUAGCUCAGUUAGUUUCGGUAUUUAAUAAACAUCAAGAAUCGGCAUCGAAACCUAAUUUUCAGUUGACAGUCUCUGAUGAAAAAGUGGACGGAAUAUCUUCAGCCACACCGAAAUCACCAAGAGUUGGAAGAAAGCAAUCAGAUGGAGGCAUAGAACGCCGGAAUGUACCUCGAAAAAUAAGCCAUAAGCACAUAAAAAAUUGGGAAGAAUUGAGGAAACAGAAUGAAAAAAAUGAAGCAGUUAUCAGAGACUUUAAAGAUGACUGCGAUGGGAAAUCAGAAGAUGAAAAUGACAGAAAUAAAAAUGAUAGUACGUCUGAAAAUGAAUCUAAAGAUUAUAUUCAUCAUAAUUCAUUUCGGGAUUUGUUGUCUGAUCAAUCAGAGCGAUCAAGUUAUCAAAAAGAUUCAAGAGAAAAAUACGAAGCUACAUUAGGAAAUUUAAGUAAAAAUAUUAAUAGAAAUAAAGAUGACUCAGUAAAACCGAUGAUUUCAACGACUGUGACAGAAAGUUUUCCAAAAUUUAAUAGAUAUUCUAGCUACAUAUCUUCAAGCCAGAAAGAAUUAUUACCCAGUUUUAUUUAUCCAAAAUUAUUGCCUCUGAAGGAUGAAAAAGGAGCUCCCCAAAAUAAUGCGGAGCCUAAAAAAUUUUCAAAAAAGAAAACACAGCUUCAAAUAAAUAAAGAUACUACGGUAAACUUGAAAGAUAUUUUGCAAAAGACUGAUAAUAGUCAAUUAAAUCAAAAAAAGAAUUUAGAAAAAUUGAAAAGACAAAUGUCAAUUACUAAAAAUAUUGUCAACGAAAUGUCAGCAGAUGAUUCAAUCGCUAGUGCAGCAUCAAACCGCAUUAAAAGUGAAUCUUCAGAAAUGUUGAUAGAAAAUUGCAACGAAGAUCAGGCCAAAUCGCAAGUGCCUUUAUUAUUUAUGAAAUCAUCACCAGUGACAAAUGAAAAUGGUUUAAAUGUUUUCAACCAACAAUCAGAUGGAGAAAUAAACUUGAAAGGUACCCGACUGCGGGAUGACAAAGAAGAAAGUAAAAUAAUAAAAAAAGGAUUUAGGUUAACUGAACGACAUGAUGAUAAAAAGUCAUCGAUUGCACUUGAAGAAAAACGAACUGGAAACAAAUUAGGUGCUGAAACUUAUAUUAAAGCUAUGGAUAGAAUUAACAGACGUAGUGAAGGAGCAAAAAAAUCAAAUGUGAUUAAUUUAUCAUCAUCGGAGAGGAAUAAGCAAAGAUAUUGUACAUCUUUUAGUGGAAAUUAUUCGUAAAGUAUUGACGUCUUAAUGAUAAAAAUUAUAUUAAAAAUAAUAAUAACAAUUGUAAUCAUCAUUGUGAUAGGAAGAACAGAAAAUCCAUUCAUAAAAGUGAUUGCAAUUUUUGCUAUCAUUUAGCGUCAGAUUUCUGAGUAAAUUUUUAUUAUGAAGACAAGGACAUGCAUUGCAUCAUGAUUUUUUUUUUAAUUUUUCCAAAUUUUUUAGUGUCCAAACGUUUUUUAAAUUAUUUCAGAAAAUUAUCAAUAAAUGUCUUCUUUAAACAAAAUGUUAUAAACAAAAUUUUGAUGUAAUUAAUUUAAAAUCAUCCAUUAAAAUGAGUUGCAGAAUUAGAAAAUUCCGUAACAAUAGAUAAAAGAGACAUAUGCUUCACACGUUAGAAAAAAAUUGAAGAAUUGUUCCGGUGUCUAAUGAUAAAUAAUUACAAUAAAUAGUGCCUAUGCUGAAUGGUGCAUCACAAAUGUUAUUUGAUUAAAUUCAUGAAUAUCACGUCAGUGAAUAUCAAACUAUAAUUUAUGAUAAUUCUAUGGUUCAAUUAAAUUAUAAAUUACACUUCCUUAUUAUACAUUAUUUUUUACAUUUAAGGCUUAAUUACUUGACCAAUUUUUAUUCCUUUUGUAACAAGAGUAAUUAUUAUUAUUAUUAAGUAUGAUUAAAAAGAGUUUAUUUAGUAAACUGAAAGAUCAGCGGUGCCCUAAUUGGUUUUCUAGGAAAUUGUAUUUUUAAUACUCGAUUUUCUUAUUUUUAAUAAAUACAAAUUUUCUAGUUAACUAAUUACUGGAUGCUGGUCAUCCAUAAUUAGAUUAUAAAUAUUUCGAAUAAGAAUAUUACCUUUUUAAUUGCUUUGAUUUUCAUAAUAAAUCAAACUUUAAACAUUUAUAAUGGAGAAGCAUUAAAAAAAAAAUUAAUGAGGAAAGAAAAAUUUCAAAAAAUUUUAUAAAACGUAAAAUAAAACUUAAUUAGAAUAAUUUAAACAUAAAAAUAUCAAAGUCAAAUCAUGUAUAAUCCAAUUUCAGAGAUUAACGCCUACAUAUGACAUUAAUAGAUUUAAAGAUUUUAAAGAAUCAUCAGACACUGGUAAUCAAAAUUUAUCUGACACUACAAUGGCAAGUCUCAAAGAAGCUUAUAUGAAAAUCAAGGUAAUUCGAGAGGCUUUCUAAUUUUGAAACAAAUUUACCGUUUGAUUUUUAUUUCUAAAUUAAGAAUAAUAUAAUUAAGAUUUAACUAGUAAAUAAUUUAUAUUUUACAUGAAUAAAAAGGAAAUUUGAGAUUUAAA
Molecule: messenger RNA, 5384 nt
Organism: Chelonus insularis
Lineage: Eukaryota; Metazoa; Arthropoda; Insecta; Hymenoptera; Braconidae
Product: probable serine/threonine-protein kinase MARK-A
Exons: 6
Coding region: 713-4105 (1130 amino acids)
Biological process (GO): intracellular signal transduction; positive regulation of apoptotic process; protein phosphorylation
Cellular component (GO): nucleus
Molecular function (GO): ATP binding; protein serine/threonine kinase activity
Source: RefSeq, a predicted model, not a curated record